Nipponia nippon (crested ibis) is the source of this 662-nucleotide messenger RNA. The record is from RefSeq and is a predicted model, not a curated record. NCBI's taxonomy places the organism in Eukaryota, Metazoa, Chordata, Aves, Pelecaniformes, Threskiornithidae.
AUGGGGCAUCCUCUUCUCCCAUCCGAGGGACUUCACGCCCGUCUGCACCACAGAGCUUGGCCGGGCGGCGAAGCUGGCGUCCGAGUUCAGCAAGCGCAACGUGAAGAUGAUUGCGCUCUCCAUUGACAGCGUCCCAGACCACCUCUCCUGGAGCAAGGACAUCAACGCAUACAACGGGGAACAACCCGAGGAGAAACUCCCCUUCCCCAUCAUUGCUGAUGCAAACCGGGAGCUCGCUGUCAAGUUGGGCAUGCUGGACCCAGAUGAGCGGGACAAGGACGGCAUGCCCCUGACUGCUCGCGUGGUGUUUGUUUUUGGCCCGGAUAAGAAGCUGAAACUCUCUAUCCUGUACCCAGCCACCACUGGGAGAAACUUUGAUGAGAUCCUGAGAGUGGUGGACUCCCUGCAGCUGACGGCGUACAAGAAGGUUGCUACCCCUGUGGACUGGAAGCCUGGUGACAGCGUCAUGGUCGUGCCCACCUUACCUGACGAGGAAGCCAAGAAGCUCUUUCCCAAAGGAGUCUUCACAAAAGACCUCCCUUCAGGCAAGAAGUACCUGCGUUACACCCCACAGCCGGAGUGAGCGUGCCUGCCUGUCCGCCCCGCCGGGCUGCAGGUCAUUUGGCAUCGGGAGCCUUCCCCGUGCCCAGCUCCUGCCUCCC